AUGACGGUCCAUCAUCAUCAGAAUCACCACGUGGCGGCACGUAGCGGCGUCACAGUGGCCAAUAACGGUCUGAACCUGAGCAGGAUGUCCGGCCUGGAGGCCCAUCGAUUGGAGAACAUCGUGGAGAGGAACGGAGUCAGCGUGGAACGUCUGUCGAAUGGGCUCGACGCCAGGAACAACAAUCACAACGGUAACAACGGAUUAGAACGUGGCGACGCCUCUACAACGAUGCCGCAAAGAUCUAGGUUCAUGAUCACCGAUAUCCUCGGUGGUGCGUCGAGUAAGAUGCAUCAAGCUGCCGGCCUACAAACACAAGAACCACCCGGGAGUCCACCGUCAACGCCAAGGGAUCUCAGUGUCAGGCAUCAAUCGAGAACAUCCUUGAGCAUUAGCAACCUCGACGAGGAUAGCGACGCGAGUCAUCACGAUGGUGCUUCCGUUACUUCUAAUGGCGGCAAGGAGGACGACCCAAAAAGUUCCUCGUCCAGCACGCUUAGCUCGGUGCAGAGCAAGAAGCAACGAAAGGCGCGCACGGCUUUCACGGAUAAUCAGCUCCAGACGCUCGAGAAGAGUUUCGAGCGGCAGAAGUAUCUGAGCGUGCAAGACAGGAUGGAGCUGGCGGCGAAGCUGCAGUUGACCGACACCCAAGUCAAGACGUGGUACCAGAACAGAAGAACGAAGUGGAAGAGGCAGACGAUCGUGGGCUUCGAGAUCAUGGCGGAGAACAAUUUCGCCGUGGCGGCCUUCCAGCAGCUCUACGGAAGCGGAGCAGCGGCUGUUCCUGCUCAUCCAGCAGCAGGAAGAUACUGGCCUUAUCCAAGUGCUCACGCGUUGCCAACAAACGGUCUAUUUUACCAGCAAGCAUCGGCAGCGGUCACUCUGCAGAAACCUCUUCCCUAUAGACUGUAUCCGCCAACGAUGAUCCUAGCAGGACCUAGCAAUCCUCUAGGUUCCCUAACAGCGAGCUCCAGUCUGUCCAAUCUGAGCAACUACUACAGAGACAGUCCAGAAAUGGCCGACGGAAGAGAAAACAUGGAGAGAUCGUCGAGGCAGAGGGAUCGAAGCAAAAGUCCUGUACUAAGUGACAGGUCGCCGUUGAUGAAGGAGGAAAGACUGUACGCGCCUACGAUGGUCCAAGCAGGAUCUAGCAACACCCUUGGUACGCUCACAGCGAGCUCUAGCUUGUCAAAUCUGAGCAACUAUUACAGAGACAGUCCAGAAGUGGCGGACAGGGAAAGGGAGGGCCUGAACAGAGCGUCGAGACAGAGGGACAGGAGCAAGAGUCCUGUUUUGGGAGAAAGAUCCCCUAUGUGCAAGGACGACAGGCUCUAUCCACCUACGAUGCUCCAGGCAGGUCCUAGUAAUACCAUUGGAUCAUUAACGGGGAAUUCCGGCCUGUCGAAUUUAGGCAGCUAUUACAGAGACAGUCCCGACAUGAUCGAAGGAAGGGACAGGGAGAAUUUGAGUAGGGGGAGGAGGCAGAGGGACAGGAGCACCAGUCGCUCGCCUAAGAGAGAGGACAGUCCUCAGAGUAUAAGAGCUGAUAGCGACGAGGAGAGUAUACACGAUAUCUAAGACAG
Habropoda laboriosa is the source of this 1580-nucleotide messenger RNA. Its product is annotated as homeobox protein B-H2-like. Gene Ontology annotation, biological process: regulation of transcription by RNA polymerase II; animal organ development. The transcript has 3 exons. The coding region runs from base 1 to 1575 and encodes 524 amino acids. The record is from RefSeq and is a predicted model, not a curated record. NCBI's taxonomy places the organism in Eukaryota, Metazoa, Arthropoda, Insecta, Hymenoptera, Apidae. Gene Ontology annotation, cellular component: nucleus. Gene Ontology annotation, molecular function: DNA-binding transcription factor activity, RNA polymerase II-specific; RNA polymerase II cis-regulatory region sequence-specific DNA binding.